This is a messenger RNA of Dinoponera quadriceps, 594 nucleotides long. It is a transcript of the gene RpL14, whose product is annotated as 60S ribosomal protein L14. The transcript is spliced from 4 exons. The record is from RefSeq and is a predicted model, not a curated record. Gene Ontology annotation, cellular component: cytosolic large ribosomal subunit; ribosome. Gene Ontology annotation, molecular function: structural constituent of ribosome; RNA binding. The coding region runs from base 107 to 559 and encodes 150 amino acids. Gene Ontology annotation, biological process: translation; ribosomal large subunit biogenesis. Lineage: Eukaryota; Metazoa; Arthropoda; Insecta; Hymenoptera; Formicidae.
CGUCCAUCCUCAUGAUUACGUUCAUCGUUUUCGGUUGCCCGACCGCCUUGUACCUCGAACAUACGCGCCACAUAACCUCCUCGCCGCGUGAACGCUUCUCAGCCACAUGCCGUUUCAAAGGUUUGUUCAGUCGGGCCGUGUGGCCUAUGUGAGUGAUGGCAUUCACCAGGGCAAGCUGGUGGCUAUUGUCGACAUUAUUGACCAGAACCGAGUCCUGGUGGACGGCCCAUCAUGUAAUGUGCCUCGCUGCGAGAUGAGGCUCAACGAUCUUCACCUAACUAAAUUCCGCCUGCGUUUCCCAUAUUCCGGAUGCACCCGAGUCGUGCGUAAAGCGUGGCAAGCGGGUAACAUCGACGAACUGUGGAAACAGACGAUGUGGGCCAGGAAAGUUGAGGCCAAGAAGAAGCGUGCGGAACUUAGUGAUUUUGACCGCUUCAAGUUGAGGAAAGCCAGACAGAUGAGGAACAGAAUGCGAACAGAGGCAUUCUACAAGUUAAAGAAAGCCAAGAAGGCUAAAACCAGCGAUGCAAAAAAAGGCAAAAAACAAGCUGAAAAGUAAUCAUUUUAAUUAAAUAUAAAAUUAUUUCACAAAAA